AUGUCCACUCGGUGGGAGGAGUCAUUGGGAGUCGGUGGGAGGAGUCAUUGGGAGUCGGUGGGAGUCGGUGGGAGGAGUCUGUGGGAGGAGUCUGUGGGAGGAGUCUGUGGGAGUCGGUGGGAGUCGGUGGGAGUCGGUGGGAGGAGUCUGUGGGAGUCGGUGGGAGUCGGUGGGAGGAGUCUGUGGGAGUCGGUGGGAGGAGUCAGUGGGAGGAGUCGGUGGGAGUCUGUGGGAGUCUGUGGGAGUCGGUGGGAGGAGUCUGUGGGAGUCGGUGGGAGGAGUCGGUGGGAGUCGGUGGGAGUCGGUGGGAGUCGGUGGGAGGAGUCGGUGGAAGUCUGUGGGAGUCGGUGGGAGGAGUCGGUGGAAGUCUGUGGGGGAGUCGGUGGGAGGAGUCGGUGGGAGUCGGUGGGAGUCAGUGGGAGUCGGUGGAAGUCUGUGGGAGUCGGUGGGAGUCGGUGGGAGUCGGUGGGAGUCGGAAGUCGGUGGAAGUCGGUGGAAGUCGGUGGAAGUCGGUGGAAGUCGGUGGAAGUCUGUGGGAGUCUGUGGGAGUCGGUAGGAGUCGGUGGGAGUCGGUGGGAGUCGGUGGGAGGAGUCGGUGGGAGUCGGUGGGAGUCGGUGGAAGUCGGUGGGAGUCGGUGGGAGUCGGUGGGAGUCGGUGGGAGUCGGUGGGAGGAGUCGGUGGGAGGAGUCGGUGGGAGUCAGUGGGAGUCGGUGGGAGUCGGUGGGAGGAGUCUGUGGGAGUCGGUGGGAGGAGUCAGUGGGAGUCGGUGGGAGUCGGUGGGAGUCGGUGGGAGUCGGUGGGAGUCGGUGGGAGUCGGUGGGAGUCUGUGGGAGUCUGUGGGAGUCGGUGGGAGUCGGUGGGAGGAGUCGGUGGGAGGUGUCGGUGGGAGUCGGUGGGAGUCGGUGGGAGGAGUCGGUGGGAGGAGUCGGUGGGAGGAGUCGGUGGGAGUCGGUGGGAGGAGUCUGUGGGAGUCGGUGGGAGGAGUCAGUGGGAGUCGGUGGGAGUCUGUGGGUGUCGGGAGUCGGUGGGAGUCGGUGGGAGUCAGUGGGAGUCGGUGGGAGUCGGUGGGAGGAGUCGGUGGGAGUCGGUGGGAGGAGUCGGUGGGAGUCUGUGGGAGUCGGUGGGAGGAGUCAGUGGGAGGAGUCAGUGGGAGUCGGUGGGAGGAGUCUGUGGGAGUCGGUGGGAGGAGUCUGUGGAAGUCGGUGGGAGUCGGUGGGAGGAGUCUGUGGGAGUCGGUGGGAGUCUGGGAGUCGGUGGGAGGAGUCAGUGGGAGUCGGUGGGAGGAGUCGGUGGGAGGAGUCAGUGGGAGGAGUCAGUGGGAGGAGUCAGUGGGAGUCGGUGGGAGUCGGUGGGAGUCGGUGGGAGGAGUCGGUGGGAGGAGUCGGUGGGAGGAGUCGGUGGGAGGAGUCAGUGGGAGGAGUCAGUGGGAGGAGUCAGUGGGAGUCGGUGGGAGGAGUCUGUGGGAGUCGGUGGGAGUCGGUGGGAGUCUGUGGGAGGAGUGGGAGUCGGUGGGAGUCUGUGGGAGGAGUCGGUGGGAGUCGGUGGGAGUCGGUGGGAGGAGUCUGUGGGAGUCAGUGGGAGGAGUGGGAGUCGGUGGGAGUCGGUGGGAGUCGGUGGGAGUCUGUGGGAGUCGUGGGAGUCGGUGGGAGUCGGUGGGAGUCAGUGGGAGGAGUGGGAGUCGGUGGGAGUCGGUGGGAGGAGUCGGUUCCGGCCCGGUCAGAUCUCGGCCUGUCCCGGAGCAGCAGGCGGCCCGUCAUGGGGAGGAGGGCCGCGAGCUGCGAGUGGUUCUGAACACACACGACCCGGACUACGAGCACAUAUUCUCCAUCCAGGCGUACGACGACCCCAUGGACGAGAUGCUCUACUUCAGCCCAUCUGCCAACGAGACCCAGGAAGCGGCUGUCAAAGAGGUAUCAGACAAAAAGACGGCAGAGAAAAAGACAGACAAACCGGCCAAAGUGAGCACGCCUGUCAUCCGGAAGGACGUGAAGACACAGAAGCCGCCCGCUGCGCCGAAGGCCAAGCCCAAACCUGUCAAGACCAAACGCAUGGCCAAAGGGAAAGACCCAGAGGACCGGUGUCUGCUGCCCAUGGAGGAGGGCAGCUGCGGCCGCUACACUCUGCGCUGGUAUUUCAACAGUGUGGUCCAGGCCUGCAGACCCUUCAUCUACGGCGGCUGUGAGGGCAACGAGAACCGAUUCCUGCAGCCGGAGGACUGCGAGGAGGCCUGUCUGGGCAAAGGUCCGAGUCCGUUCAGAAGAGCGAGAUGA
Knipowitschia caucasica is the source of this 2271-nucleotide messenger RNA. Lineage: Eukaryota; Metazoa; Chordata; Actinopteri; Gobiiformes; Gobiidae. The record is from the annotation of a GenBank genome assembly.